Messenger RNA from Rhineura floridana, 2027 nucleotides. It is a transcript of the gene GPANK1, whose product is annotated as G-patch domain and ankyrin repeats 1. The record is from RefSeq and is a predicted model, not a curated record. Lineage: Eukaryota; Metazoa; Chordata; Lepidosauria; Squamata; Rhineuridae. The transcript is spliced from 4 exons. Bases 442 to 1560 code for a protein of 372 amino acids. Gene Ontology annotation, molecular function: nucleic acid binding; protein binding.
GUUUUAGGCUGCAAUCCAAUACAUGUCUAUUCAGAUGUAAGCUCCAUUGGGUCCAUUGCGACUUACUCCCAGGUAAGGCUGCAGUCCAAUACACACUUACCUGGGAGUAGGUCCCAUUGAACCCAAUGAAGCUUACUUCUGAGUAGACGUGUAUUGGCUUGCAUCCUAAGCGUGUAUUGGAUGAUUGCACCCAUUGUCUCUUACAGCAAAGCAAAACAAAAAUGAAAUUAUGGUUCUAAAUGUUUCUAUCUCUAUGAUUAAAAUGCGGCUCUCUGUUGCGCCUGCGUAGAGUGGAAUCCCCGGCGUGUAAGAAGCUUCCUGUUUUGUUUCUCUCGUUGGUCUGGAAUUCUUACGGCCCAGUUCUCGGCGGUAAAGCAGAACCCGGCUGAGAAGAUCUAGGUUGCAUCUCUAGCUUUGUAGCCAGCGGUACUAUACUUCAGCAUGAACCAUGGUCCUCAGCUGAUUGCCUUUACACGUGCCCAGGAGGAAUCGGAUCUCUGGAGAGAUGGGCAUGUCCAGAAAAAGAGCUGCAGAGGCUCCCGUAUUGCUGGCCAGGAGGAAGACAACACAGCAGGCGAGGCAGCGCGCAGCUUCUAUGAGAGCCUUUUGCUUCAAACUAAUUCUGGGAGACCCUCACAGAGGAAACGAAAGGUGCCUUACGUAUGCGACCAGCCAGCACGAGAAGUUCCUCACACCCACAACCAUCUGGGACAGACAGGCAGCCGCACAGGGAAUAAGUUCUUGAAAGCUGCCCAGGAUGGUGACCUGAAAUCUCUGCGGAUGCUGGUGGAGAAGGAAGGGUGUGAUGUGAACUAUAGAGAUGGUUAUUAUUGGACAGCCAUUAUGUGCGCAGCUUAUGCUGGACAGGUGGAGGCCGUGAGGUAUCUCCUGAGCUGUGGUGCUGCCUGGGUGGGGGUUUGUGAGCCACAAGGCCGGGACGCUAUGGAUUUGGCUGAGGAAGCUGGACACCAGAACGUGAUAGAUGCCCUGCGGGACAGUGAAAGGCCCCACGUGAAGGAGGAAUCUUCCAGCAACCAGCCAGGUGCUAUGGGAAGCCCACAUUCUUCUUCCAAUAUGCAAGCUCAAGUACGCCACAGUUUGCAGACACCAGCUGAGAGGAAAUAUUGUGCUGUGUGCCAGAUGCAGUACAGUGAGGACACCGUGGCUCUGCAUGAGCGCUCCACCGCUCACCUUUUCAACCGGCACGACCCACUGCCACCCACCCGCUAUCACAUCCCUGAGAACAACGUGGGCUUCCGGCUGAUGGUGAAAGGAGGCUGGGAUCAGGAAGCUGGCUUGGGGCCUGAGGGCGCUGGCCGCAAAUUCCCAAUCCAGACUGUCCUCAAGCGAGAUCACAAAGGCCUGGGCUUCUGCAGCAACCUCAAGCCCAAGGUUACCCACUUCGAUGCCCGUGACCCCAGCGCUGUAGAGCGACCUGUAGAUCAGCAGCCCAGGAAGGAAAGGGCAGCAACAGUGGGGAAACGAGAAGCCCAGCGCAGAGAGGCCAAGGCCACAGCUUGGGAAUGCAACCUCCGUACUUACAUGAACCUUGAUCUUUGAGCUCUUAUUGGUUAGUUGUCUACAUAAUCACUUAAUGAGCACUCUUCCUCCUUCUGGCCCAGUCAGAGAGACAGAGCUGUGUUGUGAGGGGGAGAAGUCUGUCAAAGGAAGGUUGAAAGAGCUACUGGCACUUGCUGGCCAGUAGCCGAGGGGGGGGGGACCAGAUCUACAACUGGCCUUGUACCCUUGAAGCAAUUUUACGUGUGAUCACUUAAACAACGUGGAAAAAUUAGUGGGAGUAGUCUCCUUCAGUCUAGAGUAAUCGGCGUGGAGUUUCCCAAAUGUUGCAAUAGGCCACAACAUAGCCAUCGCAGGACCUCAGGUAAACAGGCCAGAGGGAGGCAGAAAGUCAGAAAAAGCUGUUGGCAUCCUUACAGGAUUGCCAAGCGAAGCAAAAGGUCAACAUCUCUGUCUUCCCUCCUUCACCUCAAGAUCAAUUAAAAAAUAAAAUAUUUGCCUUCACUCUG